GUGUGUCUUCGUGUGUUCGACAUGGCCAGCAACCACACCAUCACAGCGCUGGGAAGAAACUGAAGGAAGUUAACUCUGUGGUCAUAAAUAUUAUUGUUUACUGUAAUUAUGGCGGGUGGGCCUGACCAGAAAACUGUCUUGUCAAAAAAUGUUCUUCAAAUGAAGUUUAUGCAGCGGAGUGCAAUACGUAUAGAAAAAGAACUUAACGAGGAAGAAAACAAAGACAUUGAUGAUGAACAUUGGGUUUUGGAUCUGCCAGCUACUCAAAAACUAGAAAAUAGAUACAUCUUUGAACCAAGUCUGAUGAGAAUUGAAAAUCUUCAGUAUGGCAGGAUGUCAUACUGUGGCUUUAACCCAGAAAUAGAGAAACUGAUGAAGCGCCAUAACACAAAAGUAGAGCUUGACGCAGCAGAGAUCAAGGAGAAGGAGCUAGGUGUGGAGGAGGACGAGAUGGCAAACAGGUACCAGUCAUUAUUUGGGACAAUAGCUAAGAAAUUCAGCAGCAAAAGAGACCGUGGUCAAAUAGAAGAAAAUUCUUCUAAUUUGGAGGAAAGUCACCAGAAAUCGAAAAAACGGAAAUUUCUCAAACCUGCAGAUGAUUGAAUAUUAAAUGUUUUAGUGCCAUGUACUUAGGUUUUCUGGCCCUGUCAGCACAAAACAGUGAUGAUGACGCUGUUUGUCCAUUAGUUGAUAAAACUGCCAGAUAAGAUCUGUCACUAGACGUUAGUCAGGAGGCAUGGAACCAGUCAUUCUUCCUUCAACUCUGACUGGAACAUCUUUAAAACUGACAGGUUUUUUGUUUUUUUUAAUGUUCCAUGUACUUGAAAUUGUAAAAAGGUAGUAAAGGUAUUGGGGCUAGUUAUGAAAUAUACAUGGUUCCACCUCUAAUCAUGUAAAACAUUAAUUAAAGCAAAGCCUUUUUAUCAGAUAUAUGGCUAUAGGAAAUCUAACAGCAGGGCUUCCACAUAUCCCUGGAGAGCCUGUGUUUGACACUCCAGUGUUUGUAUUGACUUGUCUGUGUUCAAGUACAUGUCUAUUAACUUGUGUUUUGACCUUUUAAACUUUCAUCAAAUUGCAAAAGGUCAAGGUUCAACUGAGGAUAAAAUUGGAGAUAACCUGCAGCAUUGUUGAUUGUAUCGCAUAAACUAGUCUGUUUUAUCAUACCACGAGGCCAAGUCAUAAAUAUUGUGUCACUUAAUUAACUAGCCUGUUUUAUCAUACCACACGGCAAAGUUAUGAAUAUUGUAUCACUUGAACUAGCCUGAUCUACCACGUCACAUGACCAAGUGAUAAAUAUUGUUAAGACACAUCAGUGACAACACAACUGUGAUGUCACAUUUUAUGACACCACAACGAAUGUGAUGUCGUACAAUUAUCUCUGCAGAGAAUGUAUGUACUGUUCAAGUCAAGUCGCCUGCCUCACAUAGAAAUAAAUUUGAAAGUUUUUACUGGUACUUAUAUUCUUGUAAACAUGAGUUUGUGAUGAAUAGAAUCUUGCUCUUGUGGCUAUGUAAUAUGAUGAAGGCUCAUGGCAUGUCAAAUUAUUGACCUUGUUUGUAAAUUCUAUAAUACAUAGCCAUAAGUGUUGAUAUUAGAUCUCUCUGUAUCUAAGUGAUAAAUAUGUGUAGGACAGUUUAAAUUAUCUUAAUUGAAAGAUCAAUUAUAUUAAUGCCUGUACAAACAAUGUGAGAGUGAAAUUUUGUCUGCUAGUGCAAGUUUAGUAAAAUCUAUCUAUGAAUUCCAAUUUAAUGGUAAAACUUUUAACCAGGAUGUAAGAAGUUGUUUGUGAUAAGUGAAAAAAAAUAUUUUAAAACUAUUUUCCCAAAUAUGGUUUCAGACGGUGCUUCUUCAAAUGUGGAUUUUAUCAGGUUUGAAUAAUGAAAUUGAUAAGUUAUUGGUAAUGUUAACUAUUUUUCUAUCCAUACAUGUCCAUGAAAUGCAACUGUUCAUGAUAUAUUUGUAUAUUUAUAUACAUUAGAAUAGAAUGCCAUUGCUAAUAUAUCCAUUCAUGCAAUUUUAUGUAUACAUGCUAUGCUCUAGUUAUGUCAAAUGAAAUUACAAUAUACAUCAAU
Messenger RNA from Pecten maximus, 2072 nucleotides. RefSeq names its product M-phase phosphoprotein 6-like. The record is from RefSeq and is a predicted model, not a curated record. The transcript has 5 exons. NCBI's taxonomy places the organism in Eukaryota, Metazoa, Mollusca, Bivalvia, Pectinida, Pectinidae. Gene Ontology annotation, biological process: maturation of 5.8S rRNA. The coding region runs from base 109 to 603 and encodes 164 amino acids.